AUGUUGGGACUCAUGAGGCGGGUGUCCAUAUCUGGGAGCAUUCCUACCUCUGUAAGGGACAUGUCCUCGGCGAUCUUUUUAUUGUUUAUUCAUCUGCAUGAUAUUACUUUUCUGAACUGAUUUCUUCUGUUGCUACCAGAUGUUGCAGCAAUCGUUGCAGAGAAUUCUGCCAGGGCUCGCAAUCCUGGAGAGAGGUUAUUCAACACUUGGGAAGGAAGUGAGUUUACUUGAUUUUCUUUUUUCUACUCUAUACCUUAAAUUUCUGUAGCUGGAAACUUUUAAUACUUUGUAACCUAUUGCUCUGCAUUGUGUUCGAGGCUUCUUCAACUUUUGUAGACACAGAACCUGUGUACAUCCAUCAGUAGUGUCCCUUCCGAAGUUGUUAAACAGCUGUGUCAUGUGUAUGCUAGGUUGCAUUGAGACGGGUGUUUCUUGACGCCGUACAUACUGUUUCCGAAUCAUUAUUCUUUUGCAAAUGAAUCUUCGUAUUUCAUUGGUUGGAGGUUAAUGUUAUUAUGAUUUCUUCUCAGCAUAUUAUUUCUGAGUUGUUAUUGUGAAACGGCAUAUUCAAUGCAUUUUUUUUGGGUUCAUUUAUAAUACUAUUUUGCACUCGGUUAUGAGUAACUGUUCUCUCUUACAGAUGACGGUUCGAGAAGCAUUGAACUCUGCAUUGGAUGAGGAGAUGUCUGCUGAUCCAAAGGUCUUCCUGAUGGGCGAAGAGGUAGCCUUCCAUACAAUAAAUUUCCUGGGUAGUUUUCUUUUACUAAGAAUUAUCUAAUUCAUGCUGUCCAUGUAACAGGUUGGAGAGUACCAGGGUGCUUAUAAGGUUUGAUCAUCACUAUCAUAUUGGCAUUAUUGACUUUCUUGUCAUUGAUACUUUCUUUAUCUUUGCCACUCUUUUUAUAUUCUCAUUUGAUAAUUUUCUCUACCUCCAAUUUAUGUAGAUAACCAAGGGUCUUCUGGAAAAGUAUGGUCCUGAAAGGGUUCUUGAUACUCCCAUCACAGAGGUUAUGACAGAUCUUGCUUUUUAAGUCAAAAAUAUUAUUUUGAAUUUUCCAUGCUAUGAUUUUCCUUUCAGUACAAUCUGGUAUCUGUAGAUCCUUCUUUCAAUCUAGCUGCCCUGUAAUUGAAAGCAUAAAGCUUGCUCUAUAUCACACAUCACAUUGCAUUCGACCACCUUUAGUUCUCUUCUGAUGUUAAAAACUACAAUCUGAAUUUUCUGUUUCCUCUUGUUUCCACAGGCUGGAUUUACUGGAAUUGGUGUUGGAGCUGCUUAUUAUGGUCUUCGACCUGUAGUUGAAUUCAUGACUUUCAAUUUCUCCAUGCAGGUUUGUACUGCGCCCGCCUUCUUUUUUAUGAAUUUUCCUCCAUACAUGAGUUUUGACAAUUGAUGUUUUUUUUGGUCUGAUAUUGUGUUAAUCUCCUAUUUUCAUUGAUCCCACUGAGUUUAGAAGAAAAAACUGAGGGACCACUUGUUGGGCAGAUCUGAAAUUUUCAUUCUGAUUCUUGGCUCAAGAUUCUUUUGUCGGUUUAGGAUGAAUAAGUUCAUAUGUAAAGUGCCAAAUGUCUCCCAUAAUUAGUUGGCCAAUGAUGCAUUUAAGGUUAGAAAACCCAUCUUCUAGACUUCAUUAGCUUCAAUUUUGUAACCCUUUCUAGACUUAAAAGUGAGAAAUGACUGACUGAUUUUUUUUUUCUUCUGUGACAUUCUCUGGAAGGUGACUUUGUGGAGAAUGGAAUUAGAAAUUCUAAAAAUGUUUCUCACCUCUGUUACUUGGAAGAUAUGAGAAUACUCACAGGAGUUGACUUUAGAGUGAAGAAAGUAUUGUGUAGCUUGUUAUUAUUUCUUUAGUUGUUUCCUGUCUAAUCGACAUUAGUACUGGGAGGAACAAUGGGAUAAAUGAACUAGUCGAGUCUCUUGGCUUCUUUCGUGAGGUCCUGAUCUGCUUUUGUUCAGGUCUCUCUCUCUUCCUGGUACUCAUGGUAAUUUUUUUUAGGAUGGUUCUUUUGACCUGUUUCCAUAUCAGUUUAUUGGAUAUCCCCUGGUCUUUUGCAGGCAAUGAGUAAACGUUCAAGAAUUCUUGUAGAGAACUUGUAUGAUUUGAGAUUUUAUCAAUUGGCUAGCCAAUGGGGAAGGUUCUGUGCGAGACAAAAUGAGCGUGCAAUGUUUGAAGAGUCCAAAGGAUGGCAGAUCAUUCUGAAUGAGGAAGUCUUGUGGCUGGUGGGGGGUCAGUGAACUGAAGAAUAUGAGAGAGAAUGGAAUAUUACAGAGAUUUACUGCAUCUCCUUCUUUCUUCUUUGCCCUGGGCCUGGCUGCAGCUGCCGGUUUCAAAAUUCUGUCUUCGGAACAUCAGUGCCUGACUUCCAACCUGUGAUUCCCCAACACUCCAUAAUCUUCUGUUCUCAACCUACUAUCUCCAACCUUAAACCCAGUUUCUUGUCUUCCACCUAUUUCCCGACUCCCAUUCCUAUCCUAGGCUUAGAAUAUGUCUUGGUGAACUGUUGGAGAGUGUGAAGAAGAAGAUUGUGUCUUGGCAUGGACAUGAGCGAAGUAUGGCCUGAUGGCUUGCUGCAUAGGUUUAUGUACUAGAUGCUUGGGUCAUGGUUAUCAGGCAAAAUUAUGCAGGGAUUCUGUUGAAAGAAUUUCUUUUGGUGGAAUUUGGCGUGGAAACAAAAUGGUGUUGUGAAAACAGUGCCAAGGGGGUUGAGAACGCAAUUUCAACCCCAACUGAUGGGAAAGUGAAGUAUAACAAAUAUUAUAGUGCUGAACAGAGGGGAAAAUAAUCAGAGUAUAAAGGAAAACGAGGGGAUAAGAUGUAAGUCGAGGUGCAAGCUUCUGCAGCUGACAGUAGAGAUCCCUUGGGAUUAUUUUCCUGGUGAAAAGAAAGGCUAUUUUUAUCAGAGUGGCAUUCACUUUCACGGCCCAACUAUAAGGAGAAAAAUAAUUUAUUGUAAAGAUUGCUGAGGGAGGAGUGGAGGAAAGAAUACCCAUGGAGAGUCAAAAAACUGUGAGAGUGGGUCUUAUCCUGUGGAAUGAUAAACCUCAAUGGAGAUUAGAUAUUGCUUUCUUCUUGUGGGUAUGUUUUAUAACUUUGCAGAAACCAGUGGUAGCUACAGUUUCUAUGCAACUGUGUAUCAAGUCCGGUGCUGGAUGGUAUCCAAAGCAUAGCAUAUGCUUUUGGAUUCUGAGAAUGAUGGAUGGUUUGCAUAGGUUUUCUCAAGCCAGAGUAGAAGUCACUAGGAAUAAAGUGAUAUUGGGGAGAUUUUAGUUGGAGAUGAUCCAAUUAGGCAGAAUCCAGGGACAGUAGACCAAGCAAGACCAUUUACUCUCAUAUUUUUAGAGAAGAAAAAAUCUAACCCAGGAUAGGAUUUAUAAGGGGCCCGCUUCUUUUCUAGCUCGCUGUGUCAUGGGUAUGGCUCAAUAUCGGCAAAAAGAUUCUGCUCUCUUGUCUGGACAUGCGACAUCUGUAUGAUUAUCCCGUAGGCGCCCCCCUUCUGGUUUAGUUUCUGUCAGGUUUUUGGCACUCAACUUCUCAAUCCAAUGCACCAGUAUUUAAUUAAAUAAUGCCUUGGAAUAGGAGGCACUCUCCUUUAUUUUCUCUGGGUGAUAGUCGUUUGCAAUGAAUAAAUUAUCCUGAUUUGGGGUCUCCCAAAUGAGGAUACUUUGAUCCCAUUCAACUUGCUUGUUCACUCUCACUUCGAUUCGUGGUCCAAGCACCUUGAUGCUCUAGUUUAUCGAUGUCUGUGUGCGAAUAUUCUUUGUUAAGGGAUAAAAAGUGAUGCUUAUCCCUUGCAAAUGAACAUCACCCGAAUGACAUUCAGAAGAUCAAUGCUUCCUUCUUAUAAGCCCGAUUGAAAUACAUGAAAAUCAUAGUUGGGUGGGUUUUCCUCAUUUCCCUUUCACGUUUGUAAUAUGCCUGGCCUACUGUCAGAGGCCAUUCUCUCUUGAGGAAUUAGCUUCCUCCCAUUAGAAGUGCCUCUUCCACUUGCUGAAAUUAGAAACGUGUGGCUUUGUGAAAUUUUGCGUCACAUAACUUGUAUCUCGAGUGUGAACAUCUUACAGUUGCCUCGAUCCAAAUGAGCUGCCAAAUGACAUAUACCUUUCUUGGACUGAUCAUGCUGUUAAAUGAUGCUACAAUAUGAUCCAAUCCACUGCGAGCUUUGGGACCGUUGAUAGAAGCCAACUGCUUCUAUAAUCUGCUCCAUUCCUUCCUCAAAUGUAGGAAACUAAACUCCAAAGAAGAGAAUUGUUUUUAGACCUUUUAAUGAAAGCUAAUAAGGUGAAAUGCCGUUCAUAGUAUCUUGCAGCUCGUGAUGAGAAUCUCCCAGCAGGCCUUUAUGUGCUGGUUAUUCGCCCCCCACCCCCUAUCCCCAAACUCCUCCCCCUCUCUCUCUCUCUCUCUCUCUCUCUCUCUCUCUCUCUCUCUCUCAUUGAGUUGCCUUCCACACCUAUCCCAAAUGCUGCAGGAUUUAUUUUUUGGCAUUUGGUUUCCUACCCCCAAUGAGUUCCAAGCAUUCUCAUUAGGUCUCCCAUGCCAUUUUGCAUUAUGCACCCCACUCUAGAUCCCCAACCGCGUUGUCUUUGAUGCCAACAUCGUGUGCCUCCUUCUCGUGCCAAAGAUUCUUUGGAACAUAGCUUGAGCUUUUCUUUCAGGUCCAAAUUUCUUCCACGCCACUCUUUUGUCUUUCCCGACCAUCCUGGGUUUUCUUCCAAGGUCAAAGUCGAUUUAACUAUUGUCACUAUUGUUGAUCAGUUCCUUCGUCCUGAAGGCUCUCUUGAUUCUCCAAAGUUUAUCAGACGUAGGCGUUCCUCCUCUCAUGUUAAAACGGGUAAAGGGCCAGGAAAAUCAGCCUGCAUGCUCACUCCCCAGUUUGUUACCUUUUGUCAGUUUAAAAUCCAUUAUACGGCAUGAAUUCUAGCACAACUAAAUCUGAAGAACUUGACUGAUAAUUUUGAUGCUUCCAUAGCACUGUGUCCCAUCGUCAAUCUCCUGUUUCAAAGAUACUGUCUUGUCAUAUGUUGAGGCUCGGGACUGUUUUGUGUUUGGUUUGUACUUUUGUGGCACCAAAACCUCAUUCAUUUUGAGUGUUCGUGUAGCUUUCACUUGUCAAAUUUUAUCGAUGUGAAUAACGUACCUGACUUGUCACUGCUUUGCAGGCAAUCGAUCAUAUCAUUAACUCUGCUGCGAAGAUGAAUUACAUGUCAGCCGGUAACAUCUCUGUUCCCAUAGUUUUCAGGGGACCAAAUGGUGCCGCCGCAGGAGUCAGCUCUCAGCAUUCUCAGGUGUGGUGAAAUUUUCCUUGCAUUUUGAACUUGCGCGUUUACUCCAGUAGGAAAGGAGCUGAAAUUCUCGUCGUGUAGUGAAGCUUCUUUAACUGCAUAUAAAACCGUCGUGUUCUUGUUUCGGAAUUAAUCAUAUCCUCUGAAACUUCGUCUGAUGCGCCGGUGGGCUCCUAUUGGCUGCAUUUUUAUUCUUUUUUUACAUUUUUUAAAUUCUGUAUUUACAACUUUUCCAGAGCUGCAAUCUACUGAUGCAGUCGAUGUACGGUUCAAACUUUACAUAUAGGGCCUACCACUGUCGGUUCUCUUACUAGUUCCUGUCCUUGGAUUAACUGAUCUAAUACAUGCAGAGUGUAAAUAAACCUCAUGAAAAUGGGGUUAUUAACCUCUCCGCACAGUAUGAUCCUUAUCAUGAAUGUGCAGCAUCUUCCUGUCAAGCACAAUUAAUUACCCGAGAGAUAUGCCCUCUAUUUCUUUUGCUAAACAAGUGAUGUCUGAGGCCAGCAUUAUUUCACUCUGCGAUCUGCAGUGUUAUGGGGCUUGGUAUGCGCACGUUCCUGGAUUAAAGGUUCUGAGCCCAUAUUCAUCAGAAGAUGCCCGAGGCCUUCUGAAAGCCGCCAUCAGGGAUCCUGAUCCUGUCGUCUUCCUCGAAAACGAGAUCCUGUAAGUCUCUCCAGAAUCUCAGGCCAUGAGAUACUUGCUGUCGACCCACCCACCCAUGAAGGUUUCAUGAUUUCAGAACUGAUCUAGCUCUACUCUGCUAUCGCCUUUUCAGAUACGGGCAGUCUUUUCCCAUUUCAGACGAAGUUCUGGACUCGAGCUUCUGCCUGCCCAUCGGCAAGGCAAAGGUAUGUGCUCCAUUCCAUAAGAAUAGGCGUGAGGUGCUAUCAAUGGCGCUCUCCUUCAGAUGGCUCACUCCUAGCCCUCCCAUUGUAGAUUGAGCGAGAAGGGAAGGACGUCACGAUCACUGCUUUCUCCAAGAUGGUCGGCUACGCUCUCCAGGUGUGCAGAAAUUCUUUCGUGAGGGAAUUACUUAUUUUUUCUAAAAAAAAUGUUAAAUGUGGAUCUGUGACUCCUCCGAUCUUGGAGAAAUCAUAAACUCUGUCCAGGCUUCUGGACUCGGCCGAGCAUCUUUCCUUUCCCCUUUUCUUAGGAAAUGCAAAGCUAGUCUCUUGGUUGCUUCUCAUUCCUGCUCCUGGGUCAGCCAGAUUUUUACUAGCGAUGACUGAGACUGUUAGAACGAGCAUCAUCUUCCUCCUGCAUUUCCCCUCUUCGGCCGCGUCGUUUCUGACUUGUGGGUGCUCACUGUUUCUCUGAUCCCUGCCCAGGCCGCCGAGGUGCUCUCCAAGGAAGGGAUCAGCGCGGAGGUGAGCUACUGACUGUCUCGACUGUAAAACCUUGUGCUGGCUUCUACCUGCGGAUUCGCCACCCUUUUUCCUUCCCUCAUCAGCUUUCCUCUCUUCCGAUUAGGUCAUAAAUCUCCGCUCGCUCAGGCCGCUGGACAGGGCCGCCAUCAACGCCUCCGUCAGGAAGACCACCCGGCUGGUCACCGUCGAGGAGGGCUUCCCCCAGCACGGCAUCGGUGCAGAGAUAUGGUCCGCUCAUCCCCUUCUCCUCCUGCUGGGGUUUCUUCUCCUUCUUCUUCUGGGAUUUCUUCUCCUUUCUUCUUCUUCUUCUUCGAGAUUCAAGAGGUCAAGUUCUGGUUCCAGCGCGUCGGUGGUGGAGGAGAGCUUCGAGUACCUGGACGCGCCGGUGGAGAGGAUCGCCGGGGCCGACGUGCCGAUGCCGUACGCGGCGAACUUGGAGAGACUGGCGGUUCCGCAGGUGCCAACCGGAGCCCUGAUUCUCACCGAGCUCUCUCCAUUUUCCGGGUUUCUCUCUCAUCUUCAUCUUCUCUCCGUCAUCUUUCAGGUUGAUAACAUCGUCAACGCCGUGAAGAGGGCGUGCUUCCGAUCCGUCCCCGUCGCCGCCGCCGCCUAG
Molecule: messenger RNA, 7258 nt
Organism: Spirodela intermedia
Lineage: Eukaryota; Viridiplantae; Streptophyta; Magnoliopsida; Alismatales; Araceae
Source: the annotation of a GenBank genome assembly